This is a messenger RNA of Lodderomyces beijingensis, 2178 nucleotides long. NCBI's taxonomy places the organism in Eukaryota, Fungi, Ascomycota, Pichiomycetes, Serinales, Debaryomycetaceae. The record is from the annotation of a GenBank genome assembly.
AUGUCUUUCAACAACGGCAAGCCGUAUGCAGCUGACGUUCCGGUGACAGACAUGGAUGAGCUGGACGAAGACAUCAUACACCCCAACCACCAUGAUGAAACAUACAACAGCCGGGCGCCAAUACGUAACCACGAAAACUUUCUCCGGGGUCUAGAUUAUGAAAACGAUAAUGAUGGCAACAAUGCACGGCAGAAACAUGGAUUUAUAAGCAAAUACUUCACAUCCGUCCUUGGCGGCAAACCCAACCGAAGUAAUGACUAUGAGUUAGUGCUGCAUUCGGAUUCAGCCGAGACCCCUCCGGAUCAAGACUGGCGGGUCGAUGAUGACGAAUAUUAUGAGCCACCUAUAGAUGUCAGCGAGCACAGACUCAAGUUGUUGGAGAGAAAAGUCAAGAAUAGGACGAUAAUCGGUGGUGUCACCUUGGCUGCGGUUGCCAUUGUGUUUUUGGUUCUCUAUUUGACUAAACUGAACUUGCCAAUCAACACCAAGGGUGUAGAUGGUAAUGGUGGUCAUCGAAUGAUUUUUACAAAUUCAACGCAUGAUUUCUACAAGACCACCAUCGUGAUAUCCUUGGAUGGAUUUCAUCCGCACUACGUUAGUCCGCAAGACACACCGACUUUGCAUAAUAUGAUGGUGAAUGAUUACGGGGCUCCCUAUAUGAUUCCAAGUUUCCCCUCGCUGACUUUCCCCAAUCAUUGGACUUUAGUCACGGGUCUAUACCCGUCAGAGCACGGUAUUGUUGGCAAUACUUUCUGGGACCCCAAGUUGCAAAAACAAUUCAUCAACACUGAUCCCAAAGUUGGUGGCUUGGAUCCUGAUUUUUGGCAAGGCGGUGAACCUAUAUGGCAAACGGCGAAAAAUCAAGGUUUGAAAAGUGCCAUCCACAUGUGGCCUGGUUCAGAAGUUCCGCAUGUGGGUCCCGAUGUUGAUUUUGACAAGUUCAACGGUAGCGAAUUGUUGUCGGCCAAAGUCGAUAGAGUCAUGGGAUGGAUUGACCGCGAUAUAAGCCAACGGCCAGAGUUGAUUUUGACCUAUGUUCCCACUGUGGAUGAGUUUGGCCAUAAAUUCGGCAUCUCGGGAAGCAACUUGACGGAAAGUUUGGUUUACGUGGAUAAUUUCAUCGCAUUGAUGAAGUUGGAGUUGCAUAAGAGACACCUUGACGAUCUUGUCAACUUGAUCAUUCUCAGUGACCAUGGUAUGGCGCCAACUUCAAACGAUCGUCUUUUGUAUCUCGAUGAUUUUGUCAAUUUAAACAAAAUCGAACACAUUGACGGCUGGCCCUUGUUUGGAUUGAGACCUUCGAAGGAUAACAAUGUUGAAGAAUUGUACAAUGAAAUCGUUGCCAACUUUGCAAAACUUGAUCAAGAGCUCACCAAGAAUUACCACAUUUAUAAAAUGGAGGAUAUACCACAACGCUUACAAUUUGGGGGCCAAUUGGACGCUCACAGAUUCAACUACCGUUUAGCUCCAAUUUGGAUAUUCCCCGAUGUCGGUUACCUGAUCACUACUCAUCAACAGAUGAAAGAUAACGAUUUCGAUUACAAGCCCAAGGGUGUUCACGGUUAUGACAAUACGCAUUUGUUGAUGAGAGCAAUUUUUAUUGCUGACGGCCCCUAUUUCAAAUCUAGACUAGGCAACAAAAAAGUGAAACCAUUUGCCAAUACUGAAGUUUACAACAUCAUUUGCGACACGUUGGAUUUGGUCCCUGCAGCAAACAACGGCACUUUGUCAACACAGGAUAUAUUCGAUGCACACUUGCCCGAAGCAUGGAGCGACGAUUUGGAUUUCCCCAAUUUGCCCUUUGAAGUUGAACAUAUUGUAAGAAAUAAUGCCACUUAUGACCAACUCUAUAGAAAAGGGGAUCGCAAAUCGCUUCAAAAUGCAAAAGAGAAUCCCACGCCAAGUGAAGCAUUGAAGUCAGAGGCCUCAACCAUUACCCAGCUCGUGACGGAAGCACUUCCAAAGCCCAGUGAUUUCCAAGCCACGACCGAGACCACCACCGCAGCGCAACAACAACAACAACCCACAGGAAUCAACACAUCGACACUGGUGGCAACAACAACGAAACUUCCUCAUAAAGGGUUUGGUGAAAUUUUCAACGACAUUAUGGAAGAGAUCGAAGAUGGUACUGAGAGGAUUGGUGAUUGGAUACAUGAUUUUAUAGACGAUAUUUUUUAG